Molecule: messenger RNA, 1235 nt
Organism: Caenorhabditis angaria
Lineage: Eukaryota; Metazoa; Nematoda; Chromadorea; Rhabditida; Rhabditidae
Source: the annotation of a GenBank genome assembly
AUGAUGUCAGAAGCGAUGGAUAAAUUGAUGGAAACGCAUGUUGUAUUCGGCAAAAGAUAUCAAGUGGAUGUUUAUCAACAAAUUAAGCAACUUGCGAAAGUUUGUAAAGAUCUUGGAAGUAAUCGAAAGAAAUCGGAAAAAGAUCCAAACACGAAUUAUCUUGUUGAUGCUUUUUUGGAGAGGUUGAAAGAAUUGACUGAGGAAUCAUUGAUCACAUUGGAGAAAUUUAACAAAGAGGCUUCUCAAUGCAAAAUCCAGUGAAUUCAAAAAUGAUGAUUUUGGCAAGGUCAACCCUCGUCUUCCAACUUGUCGUAUUUGGAAUCAGCUUCCUGGCUCAACAAAAUCGAAAUUUGAUUGUCGAUGGAAGCCAAUAUAUGAAAGUAAGUGAGAAAAAUGCUGAUUUUCUAGAUAAAAUUCAAUGUUUCUAGAUAAAAUUCAAUGUUUUUCCGAUUGAAAAUCUGAAUUUCAUCUCCGUUUAUGAAAAAAAAAACAAAAUUUGAGUUCAAAAAUCUUCAGAAUUUUAGCGCUAAAAAUUAGAAACCCUUCAUAUUUGAAAAUACAAAUCAAUAUUUUUUCAGGAUUUCCCGGGAAUUCCAAGUCUUCCAAAAUCUUCGAAACAUCCGAAUUCUUGUCUGGAACAUUGAUGGAAUUUCAAAUUUGGUACGGAUUUUCUAUAUGGAAAAAAAAUUGUUUUGCUGAGAUUUGUUUAUUAGUCAAAAAAUGGGCUAUAAUGGUUUUUGAAAAUCUAACAUUUGAAAUAUUUCUGGUCAAAUGUUGAGUUCUGGAAUCAAUUUUUCACAAUUUUUUGACACAAGACGAAUUUCGGAUAAAAAUAGACCACUUUCAGUCGAAAAUUGGUUUUUUAAUUGAUUUUUCAACUUGGGACCUUGUUCUGCUGGAAAGUCGGUUCAGGUAUCGAUUAUUAACCGAUUUUGAGCUUUGGACUCGAAUUUUGAAAAUCAAAAUCGAGGUUUUUCAAACCAGAACCUCGGGGCAAGUUUUCAGAAUUUUCAGCCAUCUGAGUUCUCAUGAGAAUUCAAAAAACCAUAUAUUCCAUUAAAAUAAUUGAAAUUCACCGAAAAUCGAUAUUUUUGUAUGAAAAAUGUACAUUUUUCCCUUAAAAAAUCCCAUUUCAUUCCAUAUUUCAGCUAACUUCACCCAAUUUUUAUCUCAUUUUUUUUCAGAUUCGAAGAAGAACGUGGCAAAUUGUAUCAACAACUCGACAAAAAAAAUGA